Molecule: messenger RNA, 957 nt
Organism: Cydia fagiglandana
Lineage: Eukaryota; Metazoa; Arthropoda; Insecta; Lepidoptera; Tortricidae
Exons: 2
Coding region: 56-586 (176 amino acids)
Source: RefSeq, a predicted model, not a curated record
CGCCGCACGCACGCCGGCUCUCGCGGCGAUCCAAACUUUGUUGUGUUGUGAAAAGAUGGUGUUGACCGACUUUCUCACGGAGACCAGACGGAGGUGGCUGAAGGCUUUCAAGCUGUUCAAACGGAGCAAAAGCCGCAAGAGCGCCCGCAACCGCAUCUCGCCCCUCGUGCGCUCACCAUCUUACUCUGGCACCGUCGACGCUCGCUCCGAGAUCGACAUCCAACGCUACUGUCCUUGCAGAGCCUCCUUACCACCUCUCCACAUCCCAAGCGAAAGCAUCGAUGGAUACAGCAGCUGCAAUAGCUACGACAGCUCACGUAACGAAAGUUUACGGAGUUACGAGUGUGGAUACAACUGUGCGCGAUCGGAUUCCGCCUAUGAAUCCGCCAGAAGCAGCCCGGCUAGAGCACCGGUCUGCUAUGCCACAGUCACAUAUUUUAACGUUAACGACAGCGAGGAUAGCAGCAGUAUCAGAACAGAAUAUACGCUACUAGAUUAUGAUGUGGAGGACAGAGAAAUGGACGGGACUGAGGAGAGAGCGCAGAAUUUUAUCAACGAAAGCUUGGAGCUAGUUAGCACUUUAUGAAUUAGUUUUAGCUAAGGUAGAUUUUGUAUGAUAUUAUAGUGUUUUGUUUUGGAUUAGCUUUAAAAUAGUUAUAACUGUGGUGUGUUCUUGAUGAAAAAAAAAGUUCUCUCUCGAAAGUAGGUAGUCCUUUUCCACGAAAUAGACUGCAAUGGACUUUAAAAUAAGCAAACAAUCAAAGGCUUUGAAGUCAACACGCCACGGUAAACUAAUAUUAUAUCAAAGAAACGAAUUAGUUUGAGUUGUAUUUGACUGUUUAGUGUAGGUAGAUAUAAAUUAAUGUUUGUGUAACAAAAUAAUAUCGAAAUAUGGCAUAUAACCAGCAUCUGGCGGUCUGCAUGCAAGUGUUAAAUAAAAAAAUAUGUAGAGAUAAA